AUGGAACAUGCUCUUAUAAUAUGGAUAGAAGAUUGUUUAGAUAAAAAAAUCCCUUUGAGUACAAAUAUUAUUAAACAAAAAGCCCUCAGAGUUUACACACAUUUAAGGAAAGAUGAACUUUCUUCUAAAGAAGAACCAAACCUAUCAUUUUUGGCAAGUAAAGGGUGGUUUGAAAAUUUUAAAAAAAGAUUUUCUUUGCGCAAUGUAAAAUUGCAAGGAGAACAAGCUUCAGCAGAUGUAGAAGCUGCUCAAAAAUUUAUAUUGGAAAUACCGCGAAUUAUUGAAGAGGGAGAGUAUUCAGCAGAUCAAAUUUUCAACGCCGAUGAGUCAGCUUUAUAUUGGAAGAGACUGCCGUCUCGAACUUUUAUUUCAAAAAAUGAGAAGCAAUCACCAGGUUAUAAAACUUGUAAAGAUCGUGUUACCCUUCACAUGUGUAGUAACCUAUCAGGAAAUUUUGUAGUAAAACCAAUGAUAAUAAAUCGUUCUUUGAAUCCCAGAGCAUUGAAAAACGUUGAUAAGUCUCAUCUACCAGUCUUCUGGCGAGCAAAUAAAAAAGGCUGGAUGACGCAAAAUUUGUUUGAAGAUUGUUAUCAGGUAGUUGCUACUACGUCAGAUAACCUUUGUCAUGAUGGAGAAAUAACUAGUGAAGAGGAGUUUCAACCAACCUGGAGAAAAAAAAGAAGAUUAGCUGUAAUUUCUGAUGAGAGUGAUGAUGAAAAUUAA
Condylostylus longicornis is the source of this 723-nucleotide messenger RNA. Its product is annotated as tigger transposable element-derived protein 1-like. Gene Ontology annotation, molecular function: DNA binding. The record is from RefSeq and is a predicted model, not a curated record. The coding region runs from base 1 to 723 and encodes 240 amino acids. Gene Ontology annotation, cellular component: nucleus. The transcript is spliced from 2 exons. NCBI's taxonomy places the organism in Eukaryota, Metazoa, Arthropoda, Insecta, Diptera, Dolichopodidae.